AUGGCUAACGUUUUUCUCAUCAGUAGCAGAAACAGAAGAUCGAUACUUACAACAACAGAUUCUAAAUCCAAGAACCUUAAGGUGAUGAAGAGAUUAGAGUCUUCUUCAGACAACAGUAGUUACUCAUGCAAGAAACAUCCUAAGCACAGACAAUCUCCUGGAAUCUGUUCCCUCUGUCUCAACGAGAGUCUCUCCAAGUUGUCUCUCGAUUUCUACGAAUAUAGUUCAAGCAUGAGCUCGUCUUCUUCUAAAAACGUGGCUAAAACGGUGUCAUCUUGCUCUUCAGCUUCUUCAGAAUCAGAAGCAGAAUCUGACACGGAGAUCUCUUCUUAUUACUCUUCUGUCUCUUCUUGUUUGUCUCCUCUGCAACAACGAUACAGUGAGAUCGUCGUUAAUAAGAAAAAGAAGAAGCAUCCGAAGAAACAAAAUUUUCUCUCCAGAUUAUUUCUGUAA
Eruca vesicaria subsp. sativa (arugula) is the source of this 453-nucleotide messenger RNA. The record is from the annotation of a GenBank genome assembly. Lineage: Eukaryota; Viridiplantae; Streptophyta; Magnoliopsida; Brassicales; Brassicaceae.